This is a messenger RNA of Toxorhynchites rutilus septentrionalis, 4602 nucleotides long. RefSeq lists its product as uncharacterized. The coding region runs from base 1002 to 3992 and encodes 996 amino acids. Gene Ontology annotation, cellular component: apical cortex. Gene Ontology annotation, biological process: asymmetric cell division; apical protein localization; regulation of asymmetric cell division. The transcript has 6 exons. Gene Ontology annotation, molecular function: cytoskeletal adaptor activity. The record is from RefSeq and is a predicted model, not a curated record. Lineage: Eukaryota; Metazoa; Arthropoda; Insecta; Diptera; Culicidae.
ACCUUUUUCUGCAACCAGCGCGUUCGCGUUCGUGUGAAUUCCUGAGCUGAUAUGAAACACCACGAGACCGGUGUGGUGUGUUCAUGAUGGCCGGUGCCGUAACUGAUGAUGAUGGUGAUCAUUGACGGUGGUUGUCGUCGUCGGUUACCUUAUCGGCCGUCGUCUCAACGGUUCCCGUCCCGAUGGCCGUCUAUUUACUCGUGUGUGCCUUCAUUCGUGAACGGUAACUAACGCGGACGGACGUGGUUUAUGAAAGCUCCUCCAAGUGUGCAGAUUUCUGAGGUUUGCUGCUGAGGUUGGAAUUAGUGGUGCGCUGAUAAUUGCACUAUCUGCGCGCGCGCUUCGCUUUUUUCCCCGGUUGUGUGGUUUGGCGUAGUUCCUCGCGCUCUGUUGCAGCUGAGUUAGGUGCUGAGUGCAGCGGAUAUUUAGGAAGGAGACAACGCGAAGUGGUACCUUACCGGGAUCGGAUUCAGAAAAUUUAUGUGUGAAAUUAUCUCGAUGCGCUGCCCGGUUCUGCUUGUGGUGAUAACGAAGAAGUGAGCUGGGCGGAGUUGGAAAUGAGGAUUAUUUCCUGGUGCCAAAAUCGUGAAUUAAGCUGUCAAAUGCGAAGAGAAGAUCAGUGAAUACAAGCAAAAAAAUACAGUGUGUGUAAAAUUUCUUAAUGAGCAUCCAGUGAUUGCCUGCUUCGUGGAGACCCAGUGGAGCGGAUACUUUAUGACAUAAUCAAUCAUACUGCCAGAGUGGUGGAAUAAGGAAGACUAAACGAACGGUGUGCGGUGUGUCGAGCUUCGUGCCUCGGGAACCUACCAGGGGGAACAUUUGGGCCCCAAUUAGCGCCGAAGGCAGGAUUAUUGCAUAUCAUUAGCAUAGAUUCUCCAUCCAAUUUUUGCUGCCAUCAAUCAACGGAGUUUUGGCGGGGAUCGUCCCAACCUUGAAAGAUCUGUUGAAUGGUUAUGAUCCUGGAUUCACGUGUGAUUGGGGAGUAACUGACUUUCGAAAAGAUGUCCCGUUCGAACUUCCAGCGAUCACAGAGUCGGGUCUGGUAUGGAAACAGCGCAUCGGAUGGUCCCUUCUACGGGGGCGCCUUUGGCGUCAGCAACGGGUACUUCUUCCACCAAAAUCAGCUAGGAAGCCGACAACCAGCGUCUCUGAGACCAUCUCUGCCAAGCAGCUUCCCGGAUUUGGAAGAAGAGGAAGAGCUGAUUCUGCAACGAACGCCGAACAAGGAUACGAGCAAUAGUCUGGCGAAUAGUAGCAGCAGGAGUACUAGAAGUGGUAGAAGUAACACGGUUUGGGGUGUUGAUGCCGCGAAUCGUCAAGGUAGCCCCGCUAGUCACAAAAGUCAGGACUCAGGAUUUUCUGACACCGAAUUGUCGCCGCAGAUGCCAUCAAUUGGCAGCUGCAACAGCUCUAGCAGCCGAAAUUGUAACGAAAACCAGUCCUCUCCGGACAAACUAACACCAAAGCGAACCAUCAACGAACAGUUGUUCCAACGAUCGCCUUCGAUCAGCAGCGAAGUUUCCACCCCACCAACUGUCAUCCGGAGACCAGUGACGCAAUCAGCGACCCUCGAUGAUCUUGCAGCCCGUCGAAUAUCGUACAGUGAACCAAACUCACCCACCCACUCCACUUCCGGUUCUAGCGGAGAUUUGAUCUCUAAGAUCGAUAACAUCAACUUCAACAACACAUCACCCAUCGAGUCUAGUCAUUUGGUUACCAAUGCCGGCGACGAUUACGAUUCAUCGGGCCCAUCUUCCCUGCCAAUCAGCUGUUACUGUCCUACGACGCGAAACAGCGGAAGUUCCCUGAGACGAGGGCGCGUUAUCACCAAAUGCAGUCGGGUGAAGAGGAACCUCAGCCAGCAGCUGCAAGAUUCCGACGAGGAGAUGAUCGCACUGGAUAGCAGUGAACUAUCAAACAUCCUCAACCAAACACUAAGUCAAGAUACGACUGUGUCGUCUCUGAAAACACCAAAGAGCAUUCUGAAGACUUCUGUGAGUUACAACAAUGAAACCGUAGUGUUGGGCGGUGUUUCUCCUGAAGCUAACAAAACCUUUACACGCUGUGACCAAGAUGAGACACCCAUGCGCAAUAAGGAACUUCCCACUUAUGCGGAGUUGUACCCAAAUGGGACUUCAACGCCGAUUAUGUACCCGCCGAAGUUCUACCGAUCACUUCCACCGACGCCAAUCCGCACCCAGCGAAGCGCUGUCAAACCACGGCCCACCAAACUGAUCGACAACUUCUACGAGGAAGCCGAUCAGGUUCAAGCAAACCGACAGUUUAGCGGAAGUGACCUUAAUUUUACCACCUACGAAAACCCACUCCUUAACGGACACACCCCUGCCGUUCAGUCCUGGCUCGAUGGUAUGCGGUUUUCCUACCAAAGCGAAGUCAUGUCCAUCCUGCAAACCAAAUCGAUCAGCAUGGAAGCCAAACGUAAUGUGAAGAUGACAUCGUCCACCGCCGUCAAGCUUAUUAGGCACCUGCAGACCAAGGUAACGAACCUGCAGAGCGAAUUCGAGCGAAUCGAGAAGGUUUUUGCUUCGAUCAAACGCUACCAACAGCAGCAGGACGAGGACGAUGAUGAGGACGAGAAGGAAAUCUACCAGAAGGCUGCUCCGCUGGUCCAGGGUCUGGCUUCGAACAUCUACGCGUUCGUGGAGAAGCAGAAGUCCAUCGAUUACUUCGGGAAGGAAUCCGCCGAACAGGCGGAUCUUAAGAAGUUCAAGGAAAACUGUCAGUCACUGGUGGAUAUGACGACGGAUUUGCGCAUUGCUGCGGCAAAUGGAGAGGACUUUGACUACCGAUCGGUUGAGGAAGAAGUUCAGAUAAUCAAACGGUACUUCCUGAUUACCACCCGAGUGAUUUUCAAAAAUCUCGUUAAAGUGAUCAUUGACACAAUCGAGGACUCAAAAUGUGACUUGAUUCUACGGUCGAACCUAAGCUACGUGGCAAAAUUAUCCAAUCUGGAUUACCAAGGGUUGGCAUCGCUGAACGAUGCGUUCAUCUCGAAUGGGACGGUCCGGACGCUACUGAUCGUGUGCAUAGAGUGCAAGUUCUCCUCGGUGAGGGCACUUGCGCUGCGAGCUCUCGCCACGGUGUGCUCCACGACGGAAACGAUUCGACAGCUGGAGAAGGCGGAUGGGAUCGAGAUUCUGCGGGAUAUAUUGACCGAUCAGCGGUCCAACGAGCGGACCGAUCCGGAGUUCCGGGAAGCCGUGUCCGUUUUGACGCAAAUUACCGCUCCCUGGCACGGCGAGGAUCACCGCAUCGAUGGCCUGAAGCAGCAUGUGCACGCGAUCGUAGAAGCAGUGACUGAGAUUGUCGAUAAAACGACCUGCUGCCAGACGCUGCUGCUGUGCUCCGCCUGUCUCAACAAUCUGACCAGGAUGGAAGCCACCGCCGUCUACUCGCUGAUGUCCCACGAGACGGCCGGCAAGCUGAAGGCCGCUGCCGAGAGACGAGGUCCGGGCGCAUCGGUGUUUCUUUUCGAGCAAAUCACCUCGAUGCUGUUCAACAUGUCCUCGAACAAAAAAUCCCACCACCACCUCGCCAACCGGCAGCUGGUGCUCUUCCUGGCCACGACGUUCAACCAAAGAUUCUACGAGCGGCCGGAGCGAAGGGUCGAAGCGGAGGCCCAGCGAAAAACAAUCAAGAACAUCCUGCACGUGUUGUCGAGGCUGAUCUCGAGCGGUGCCAUCAGUUGUCAUGGCGAGCUGCUGGAGAACACGAUUGUGCCCAUCUUCGCCCGGGUCGAGCGCAGCCUGGACGACCGGAGUGAGUACUUUCGGGAUAUCUCCCAGUUGAAUCGGCGUUUUAACGAGAGCCUCGGAGGACAGCGAUCGUCGUCCGGGACGCCACCGCUCCCAGCCACGGUGGUGGCCGGUGGCCGGAUUUCAAAUCCAUACAUAACAAGAUUAACAAUCGAACAUCAGCCGAACGGAGGCAUCGUUAUGCUCGACAAGGACCGCCAGGAGAGCUACGUCUGAUUGAAUCGUGACUGGCAAAUUCGGUUUUGCUGUAGGCUGCCGCCCCACAGGUGGGAGUUGCUAAGCUUUUAAAGCGAUUAACUAGUAGAAAUCGGGAAAACAUCGAUAGAAUUGGAUUCAUUGUUAGUGAAAGGAGCUUAAUCAGAUUCUGAUGUUUUCGUUAUUUCGGCUUGGGGGAAGCGUUCCCACAGGGGGAAGCUUUGAUUUGUUUCGCAAUCUCUGUAAAUUAUUCAUGAUUUGCAUGGACAAUUUUUUGUUGCGGAUUAUAGCGGGUGGAAAGCGUUGGAUUUAUGACAGUGCCAAAACAGAAAUGUCACAUCUAUCUAGAACCUUAAUAGGUGCCAUAACUACAUGAACUGCAAGGUGAUUUUGCUUAUAUAUUUCACGAUAUAGAUAGUCAUUAGGCAGUUUUUCCUGUCAUGUAUAACAUUGAUAGAAUAAGUCAGUGAAUAUGAAUUUAAAAAUUAGAAUUUCCUCUAUUUAAAUGUUAUCAUUAGUUUUGCGAGCAUUCGUCAGAGUAUUAAUAUAUGCAAACACUGAAUAAUUAAUUUAUUAUACGCUAGGAUUAUGUGCAAAUUUAGCGUCUUAAAUAAAUAACCUUCCAAAUAAC